This is a messenger RNA of Symbiodinium natans, 1614 nucleotides long. NCBI's taxonomy places the organism in Eukaryota, Dinophyceae, Suessiales, Symbiodiniaceae. The record is from the annotation of a GenBank genome assembly.
AUGGGUUCUGCUGGAAGGGACAGACGAGUUCGAUCACAGCCCAAGAAUCGAGCCAGGAAAAGUCGUCAGCCUGGAGCUCGAGAUGAAGACUCACCUGUCGAAGCUACAGAAGCCAAGACGAAGCCUCAAAAGCGACCAGCAAGUGCCCUUCAGGAACAUUUUGAAUCUCGCCAAGUUUCUUCUUCAUCAUUGCCAUCUCGACCCUACACAGAUCCGGGACAAGAAAGUCCAGAAAGAAAAAGAGGUCGGCAAGCCAAUUUGUCACGUUCAUCCUUGUGGACUCGUUUCUCUUUGGACGGAAUCCUUUGUUCAAAGCCAGCAGAACUGCUGGAAAUGUGCGUGGACUUGGGUUUGCUGCAUGAUGGCCGACUUGAUCCAUGUGAGUGGUGCGAAAGCACAAAUUGGCGAUUUGAAACCAAGGGUGACCAUGCUUCUUACAGAUGCAAGACAAAAGAUUGCAGAUGCUCCAAAUCUGCAUUGACACAUGACCAGGACCUCUUCAAUAAGAAGUUAGCCCUGCGGUCGUUAAUUGGUGCCCUUUGGCUUUUCUUAUCACCGAUCAAUCUCAGCCCAGAUCAAGCCGGUGUCAUACUUGGUGUGGAUCAUCGCACUGUUCGGGAGCUGUUUCGCAACUUUCGCAAGUGGCUUUCACCCAUCAUCGACAGGAUGAACGAAGAGCUCAUUCUUGGAGGAGCUGGCAUGGACGUCGAGUUGGACGAGAUCAGCUUCAGAAGCAAGGCCCUGGAUGACAAGGUUUUGUGGCUCCGGUACAUUGCCAUCGUUCGCAGAGGAAGCGCCAAGGUUUUCAUCCACAAGCUUCCAGACAAAUUGACUGCGUCCGGACAAGGUGGAGGGGGCCCUUUGACAAUCCAGGAGCUGAAGGAGACGAUCGUGAACUCCGCGGGAGCCAGCCGAAUUGCCAUUGGCAGUGUCUGUCACACUGACAGCGCAAAGGCAUACAAGAAGCUGGAUUCUGAAGAGCCGUUGCCUUGCUUGUACAAUGGAGCUUUGGGCGGCCCUUCUUUUGCUCACUUGAAGCUGGCGCACAGCAAUGUUCGACACAAGCCGCCCCAUCCAGAGUUCACUCGCAGGUUCAAGCUCAAGAUCUUUGACGGUCGACAGUGGGUGGAAGAGAUCAGGGUUGGAGGCACCCAAAAGUUGGAUGGCUUCUUUGCUUCCUUCCGAAGGGAGGUAGGCAAGCGCCCUGUCAACACCACUGGGCCUACUCCUGAGACGGCUGAGGCCAUGGAGACACAGCUUCAUGAGCGAGUGCGUGUUUUCCAGUUUUUGCAUUGGUUUUCGUUUACAGAUGCUUUUCAAGUCUUUGCGGAAAUGCGCAAGCUUGAGCGUGCUUCUGUUGGCUCGGUAACGUGGGCAAGCUUGGACAGUUUUGGAAAGGGAAAGGCAAAGCCUUCCACUGCUUCUACUAGUGCGCUUGCUGAAGCGAAAUCUGUAGAGGAGGUUCCUUCUGUUCUGGUGCCUUCUGCGUGUGAAGAAUCGCCUCAGCCGCUUUUGCCUGUGUUUUCGGAAGGCGAGGAUGUUCAGAGUGAGCUCUUCGAUCCCGAAGAAGAGGAGCCUAUGUUUGACAGCAAAGGGAUCAGAGUGUUGAACUAG